GGCUGUCCGAGCGGAGCAGCGUUCAGGUGCCAGGGGGGAACUGCUGGGUGAAGUAGAGAAGGGAAGAGGAAACAACCUGAAGGGAAUAUAAGAGACUGCUGCUAAACAUCAGUAGUAAGAGUGGACGGUGACGCUUAUUAAGACGGAUUGAAAGCUUUUCAGACAUGUUCCGCUGAUGUAAAGCGAGAUAAUUAGGCGGUCCUGGAUUUGCUCGUCGAAGUUUUGGGUUGGAAGAAGUUCACGACGGCUCGGCUAACCACUAGCGUUAACACCGCCGGGACUAUCGUCUACCACUGACACGGACCUGCACAACAAAGAGACACAAACAUGGUGUCCUGGCUAAUCUCAAGAAGCGUUGUGCUGGUGUUCGGGACUCUGUAUCCUGCAUACAACUCUUACAAAGCUGUCAAGACCAAAAACGUCAAGGAAUAUGUGCGAUGGAUGAUGUACUGGAUUGUGUUCGCACUUUACACUGUACUGGAGACCAUCACUGAUCUAACACUGGCAUGGUUUCCUCUGUACUAUGAGCUAAAGAUAGCCGUGGUGAUCUGGCUGCUGUCCCCCUACACACGAGGAGCGAGUCUCAUUUACAGAAAGUGUCUGCACCCUCUGCUCUCGUCCAGAGAGAGGGAAAUAGACGAGUACAUCGUGCAGGCGAGAGAAAGAAGCUAUGAGACCAUGGUCAACUUUGGAAAACAGGGUCUGAGCAUCGCAGCCACUGCUGCUGUCACUGCAGCUGUCAAGGGUCAGGGCGCCAUCACGGAGAAGCUGCGCAGCUUGAGUAUGCACGACCUCACCCAGAUAGGCCAGCAGGACCUCAGAGGAGGAAACCAGCUCUACGAGUACAGCUCGCACUCUGCCAACCCCGCCAUGAGGAGAGCUCAGAGCAGUGACGCCGCAGACGAAGCUGAGUACUUUUACGACCAAGAGGAGAGGACGGAUGAAGACGCUGAGGCAAUCUUCUCUGAAGACGAGGCUGUCACUCAGAAAGGACUGAGACGAUCACAGAGUGUAAAGAUCACACGGUCCAGAGUCCGCAAAGAUGCUCGUUAUGGAUCCCUGAAGAUUAAAGGCAAGAAGAGACCAGCCCUGAGCUCCGUGAACUACGGACUGUGAAGAGACUUCUGCUGACACAUAAUUACACAUAACAGACACACAGCAGAGCUGUCUGCUGAUUGGUAGAUGGUAUUGUCAUCUUAUGUUCAAACCUUACUCUUGUCUUUUAAUUUCUGCUGAACUCUUAUCCCUUUGGUGACAAGUUUUCUUCUUGUUACAUAUUUAUUACCGACGUCAUUCAGAAACGAUGACCAUCAGAGAAACCAGCGACUCUGUAGGAACUGUUCUCUCUCAGAAACCAGCGACUCUGUUGGAACGCUCUCUCUCUCCAAAACCAGAGACUCUUCACAGCUGUUUUCACACAUGUUCCCCCUAAAUGUUUCUAGAAGAUUUCAGGACAGGCUGCCUUUAAAAUGUUCCAGCCUUUGCAUCUCACAGCUGGAGACCUUCACUGUUGGACAGGAGGUGGGGGUUGUUAAAAGCCAAAGAGCCAAAGAGUCCAUCGUAUGACGACAGUUUUGGCCCUAUAUGUCAAUGCAACGUGUAAUUAGCGAAUCACAUUAUUAUGAGAAGCAGCUUCAUUAUGGGCCACAGAUCAUGCCGGUUGCCCAGCAGUCACAUGCCGUAUAAAUGCCGUCAUCAAAACCCGCUGAAUCGACUUCAAUUUCACAGAAUAUUAACCUGCUGCAUGGACACAUCGGCUCGCCCUUGAAGUUUUGGGAAAUUUUUAUGAGUUUUGUGCAUGUGUGAAAACACCUAUUAACUCUCGAGGGACCCAUCGGCUCUAAGAGAACAUUUGACACGGAGAUGUUUUUCUUUUAGUUUUACAGAAUACCUUCUGGAUGGACCCUGUUUAAUCUGUAUUUCAUUGUAGAUUAUUUGUAGUUUUUGAAGUUAUACAUGUGUAGUCUUUUGAGUUUUUAGAUCCAUCUGUCUACUAAGGUUAUUUUGCUUUAUUUCUUACAAGGUGUGGGAACCACUUUCUAAUAAGGUAUUCUUGGAAUUCUCUUCAUACAUUCAAUACAUAAAAAAUAGUUGAAUCAUUUACAAAUCCUUUGGAGGACUGCUAGUAGCCGUAAUGAAUUUUUAAAUGUAAUUAAAAAGUUUUUGAAAAAACAAAACAAAACAAAACAAGGCUUAUCCACAAAAGGAAGCCAAUGGGAAAAUGCAGUUCCUCAAGUUUCCACUUGAGGCUGGCUCCAAUAAGGAAGGAAGUCCCCUUAGCAAUAAUAUUAAAAUGCCCUUUUUUUUACAGCAGAAAUAAACACAUUUACAGCCUGGUACAAAAACAGUUUUAGGCUGAUCAGUCGGCCAAAAAAGCCCCUGCGAAGCCAAUGAAUGACAAACAACGUCCAUGUUUUAUCCAGUCUUAUGGCUGGGUCUCAUUUUAGGGAGUAGCAUCCUUCAAAGAAUCCAGCCUUCGUGGCCUUCUUAGACCGCUCAAGCCAGUCUGUAAUUAGACAGUCUGAUCUACAGGGGAAACCAGCUGCCCCCCCACCCCCACCAACCACCAUUUUGGUUUCAAAGCGCCUCUGUUGCUUAACAAUCUUAAAAAGCUGCUCCAGAACUGGUGAACAACAAACUUAUUAUUUUUAAGAUAAUUAGAAGUCCCCCUUUGCUUUUUGAUAUUAGAGUUUGAUGAUAUUCAAUUGAGUAAUAUCAAAUUACUCACUUUUGAGUGUAAUCGUCUGCCGCUUCCAGCUCCUUUAGAUUGGCACGCAGUGAGUCAGGAUACGUUGGGUCCCAAAGGUUGCUCUGGAUAGGGAUCCGUCGUUGGCUGGGAAGAAGCACAGUCUUCAAUGCCCCUCUAUGAGAAAUCAAUCUUCUAAAGCACACUACGAAGGAUGCAGCCCCUGAAACUGAACCGAGCUAAUGUUCCAGACUUGUCUUCUAUCUUUCAGCUCAUUGUUGUUUUAAUGUUUCACCUCCCUCUUGAUGUGUCUUUAAACUCCACUGCACACCACCUGCUCAGAAACAAACAGCAUGAAGUUGGCGACUAGCUGCGAGUGUAAUAUUAGAUAUUGAAUUGCAAAAUCUUUUCUAAAUGUAUCUGAUAGAAUGUAAGUUUCAGCAUGUAUAUAACAUAAUUUUACAUGUAAAUCUUCAAAUAACAUCAAAAGCUUUUUAAGAUUAUACUCUAUAAAGAACACCUUAUUAACUCGUGGAACCAGUUUUGUGUCUGUUGCCUUUCAGGUAUUUUAAAAAAAUGAUCCUCUUCACUCUACUAAUAGAGGUGAUUCUAACGCUGAGCGGCACAUAUAGGUUAAGACACUAUGCAACAUUCCCUGUUACAGAAGUGACAGCAUGAAAGGAGAGCAGGAAGCCAACAUCCUCCGUUAACCUUAUGAGACAGUGAAGUUUUAAUGUCACAGACGUGGAGGUGAGCCAGUCAGCAGAUAAAGGAGGAGGGAGACUGACUAGACUCAAAGGGAAGCAAAAAAUGAUUCAACUUUUAGUUUUGAGACCUUCAGCCUUUACAGAGACCCAGAGCUCCCGUUCAUUAAUGAGGAUUUCUUAUUUUCCUGCUUUAUACUUUUAAUUUUAUAAGGUUAUACGCCUGGUUGUAAAUUUCACUAAUGAAAAUUAGAAUUUACACUAUUUUGCUUUUUGGUGUUUGUGUGUAUUACCUUUAGAUCAAAAGGAGUCUUUUAUAUUGUAACCACCUGUUUUUGCACAUAUUCCUCCUCCCAAACCGUUUUAUCAAUGCUGUUGUUGCGUGUCAUCUCAUUUUUUUUUUUUUUUUUUUUAUGUUCUUUGCUUUGGGAGGUUGCAGCACACAGCUAAUACCAACAGACUCUCAUGACGUUUUCAAGUUUGGCUUGUUUUUUUUGUCCUCAGUGCUGCUCUGGUGAUUAGAUGUUGAACAUCUCACCACCAAGUGGAGGUGGUGCCCUUUGGUCCGAGAGACUGUUGCUUAAGUAACAUCAUCAACAGAUCCAAAGUCGCAUAUUACACCUUUACGUUUCCUACACGAGGACAAAUCAGUGUCACUGGUGACAGAUUGGCAGAUUUUCUACUGUGCUAGCCAAAUCUUUUUAAUGUCAUGAAGUCCUUUUAAUGCUCAUAACUCACUAAUGAUACCAAAGCUUUAUGGCUGUGCGGCUGCGCGGGUUUAGGAUUUGUGUUGGGAAAUGUCUGGAGUGUGUGUGGAUUAUAAAUAAAAUACAGUAAAUCCUGUUUGAGUGUUGUAAGGGCAAUAAAAAAAGAGUAUGUUUUUGGAUUGUUG
Labrus bergylta (ballan wrasse) is the source of this 4282-nucleotide messenger RNA. RefSeq names its product receptor accessory protein 3b (gene reep3b). Gene Ontology annotation, cellular component: endoplasmic reticulum membrane; cytoplasmic microtubule. Gene Ontology annotation, molecular function: microtubule binding. The record is from RefSeq and is a predicted model, not a curated record. Lineage: Eukaryota; Metazoa; Chordata; Actinopteri; Labriformes; Labridae.